AAAGACUAACGUGACACGAGUGUGGAGGUAGGCGAAGUGUGACAGUAAUUCGUAAUCUUCAUAGACCCGACCCGAGAAUCCAACGCCUUCUCGGAACCAAGUCCUCGACAUUUCAUCCGCCACACCAUGUCUUGGCUGUUUGGGCUGAACAAGGGACAGUCCGGCCCGCCUCCGGAUCUUCCUAUACCAUCGCCACCCCCUCCGCCGGCCGGGGGUUCGAGUGGAGGUAGCGGGGAUAAACCCAAGGACAAAUGGAGCAACUUCGACCCCACCGGGCUGGAGCGGGCGGCGCAGGCAGCCAAGGAGCUCGACAGGUCCCGCCAUGCGAAGGAAGCACUAGAGUUGGCCCGCAUGCAGGAGCAGACUGUGCAGCUGGAGCAUCAGAGCAAAAUGAAGGAAUACGAAGCUGCCGUAGAGCAGCUAAAGGGAGAACAGAUCCGGAUCCAAGCAGAAGAGAGGAGGAAAACGCUGACGGAGGAGACCAAGCAGAACCAAGCGAGAGCACAGUACCAGGACAAGCUGGCCAGGCAGCGCUAUGAGGACCAGCUGAGGCAGCAGCAAGCUCUCAAUGAGGAGAAUUUGCGCAAACAAGAGGAGUCUGUCCAGAAGCAGGAGGCCAUGAGAAGAGCCACCAUUGAGCACGAGAUGGAACUGCGGCACAAGAAUGAGAUGAUGCGCGUGGAAGCAGAGGCCAAGGCCCGCGGGAAGGUCGAGCGGGAGAACGCCGACAUCAUCCGUGAGCAGAUCCGACUGAAGGCUGCCGAGCACCGGCAGACCGUGCUGGAGACCAUACGGACGGCAGGCGCUGUGUUUGGAGAGGGUUUCCAGGCCUUCAUCUCUGACUGGGACAAAGUCACUGCUACUGUGGCGGGGCUCACGCUGUUGGCUGUGGGCAUAUACUCGGCACGCAAUGCCACGGCUGUGGCCGGCCGCUACAUCGAAGCCCGUCUGGGGAAGCCCUCUCUGGUCCGGGAGACGUCCAGGUUCACUGUGAUUGAGGCAGUCAAACACCCCAUCAAGAUGGCGAAGCGUCUGAGCAGUAAGCCCCAGGAUGCCCUGGAGGGGGUGGUGCUCAGUCCCAAGCUGGAGGAGCGCGUGCGUGACAUCGCCAUCGCGACUCGUAACACGCGGCAAAACCGAGGGCUUUACCGGAACAUCCUCAUGUAUGGGCCACCCGGGACUGGAAAGACUCUCUUUGCCAAGAAGCUGGCCGUGCAUUCUGGGAUGGAUUACGCCAUUAUGACAGGCGGAGAUGUUGCUCCCAUGGCCCGUGAAGGUGUGACCGCAAUGCACAAGGUCUUUGACUGGGCCAACACCAGCCGCCGUGGCCUCCUGCUCUUCGUAGACGAAGCUGACGCAUUCCUGCGUAAGAGAGCCACUGAGAAGAUCAGCGAAGACCUGAGGGCCACUUUAAAUGCGUUCCUCUACCGUACAGGAGAACAGAGCAACAAGUUCAUGCUGGUGCUGGCGAGUAACCAGCCGGAGCAGUUUGACUGGGCCAUCAACGACCGCAUCGACGAGAUUGUGAACUUUGCCCUGCCGGGCCCAGACGAGCGGGAGCGGUUGGUGCGCCUGUACUUUGACCGAUACGUGCUGGAGCCAGCUACCGGGGGCAGGCAGAGGCUGAAGUUGGCCCAGUUUGAUUAUGGGGAGAAGUGCUCAGAGAUCGCCCAGCGUGUGGACGGCAUGUCUGGCCGAGAAAUCUCCAAGCUUGGAGUUGCUUGGCAGGCAGCUGCGUAUUCCUCCGAAGAUGGGGUGCUAACAGAGGCUAUGAUUGAUGCUCGGGUUGAUGACGCGAUUCGCCAGCACCGACAGAAGAUGGACUGGCUGCACAGGGAGGGUCUAGAGAGUGGGGCCAAGGUGGGGGUCACAUUGCCCCCUGAGGAGGCAAUAGGAAGUGGAGGGAAAAAAAUGGGGUUUGUUUUGCCCCGUGAUGGGGCAGCACUGACCCAGGGGGACACACUGCAGCCCCUAGAGGAAGUGCCUCAUGCCCAAGAAAUACUCCAGGCGGCACAGGAGGGUGAACCAUCAACCCCGGAGAAGGAGAAAGCAGCCCUCCUGAUGCAGGCCGGUGAUGUCGGGGCAGAAGCUGAGGUGGAGGAUUCUCUCCAUUCAAGAGAGGGGCAGCUGUCGCAGGACGGUGGAUCUCUUCCUGUGGAGGAGGGUGGGAAUAAUGCUGCCGAGGCACAAGCCACCACUCCUCUGCCCCCGGAAAGGGUAGUAGAGGGCAGGGCUAAAACUGUGGACCCCCAUUCCAAGGGACAGGGACCAGAUGGGGGAAGCACUACAAGAGAAGAGGCUCCACCGAAAGAUGGGACUCCUGUUUAAUGUCAGAGGGAUACAGAGAGGGAGGGAGACACUGGGAAAAUGUGGAUGUGGAACCUACAGGUAGGAGGCUAUGUCAUGGAUUGGGCGUAAAUAUGAUUAAAUAGCACACCUGCUGAUUCUUGUCUCUAUGGUUUUUGACCGUCUGGGGUGGGGAGGCAAGUCUCAGUA
Messenger RNA from Scleropages formosus (Asian bonytongue), 2496 nucleotides. It is a transcript of the gene atad3, whose product is annotated as ATPase family AAA domain containing 3. The record is from RefSeq and is a predicted model, not a curated record. Gene Ontology annotation, biological process: mitochondrion organization. Lineage: Eukaryota; Metazoa; Chordata; Actinopteri; Osteoglossiformes; Osteoglossidae. Bases 127 to 2328 code for a protein of 733 amino acids. Gene Ontology annotation, molecular function: ATP hydrolysis activity; ATP binding; zinc ion binding. Gene Ontology annotation, cellular component: mitochondrion. The transcript is spliced from 16 exons.